AUGUACUGUAAAAUUUGUGAGCUUGAAAUUGCACGACAUCUCAAGAAGAAACACAUACAGAGUCACAUAGAUGGACAAAAGGUAAAGUGCGACGACUGCGAGAAGAACUUUAGAGGAAAUAGUAUUCUGGUUUCUGACACUAUAAAAUUAAAGAGUCAUGUUUCCACUUUGACAAAACCUAUACCGGAAAAACUUGUAAUCAAUGAAAUGAUGGCAAGGCUUAUAUUGGCAAAGUUUUUCUUGGAAAACCAUAAAAGAGAACAACAUGGCGAUGAAAAUUGGCAUGCUUUCAAUGUUAAAAGUUAUUUGUUUAUAAGUCGAACCUGUCGCGUCAUUAACCAAAUCAUUGUAAUGGUAGAAAAAGGAAAGCGUACGGUGGUACAAUUUCGCCAUAGUAUCCCUGUAAAAAAACUUGGCUUAGAUUUUAAAUCGUUAGUGAUAAUCAAAUAUUUGCCAAGACGUUGGAGAGAAGGAUACGUUAUAACUGAUUUGAAGCUCUUUAAGAAAGUCUUUAACAAAAUUGCAGCAAAUAUGUCAUUAUCAUCAUUUCUUUCAAAGUUCAGGAGUUUACAGUUAAAAAAAACACCUGAAGAGGAGUACACGCUUGAAGAUAUUUCUUCGGAUUCAUGCGAGAUUAAAAGUUCGAAUGCAGCAAGAGAGAUUGAAAUUUGUUGUAAACAUCUAGUUUGCUGUAAUUUUCGUGGUCAAACCAACUUAGAUGACAAGGAGUCCACAGAUCAUUGUCAAAUCAAAACAAAAUUAAACUUGGGCUUUUAUCUGAAGCUACUGGACCGAGUAAUACGAGAAACUGAACCGGUAAAUUUUACUGGUGACGAUGAGGAAUACAUACAAUUAAUCAAUAUGGUAGCUGUAAGAAGAAAAAGGAAAGGAGAAACGACAAAAGAAUGCUUUGAACGAUUGCAGCGCGAGAAUAAACGUUUUGUCAAAAUUUAUCGUGCAAGAGGAAAAAAAUCAGAAAAAAUGAAUACUAAACAAUACUGGGGAACACGCCAACAGUUACUUGCUGGAAAGGUAAUUGCUGACUGGGUGGAUGUUGAAGGGGGACCAUUAGACCCAAUUUUUGGUGUUCUUCUACAACCAAACGCAGGUCGCGUUGGACCAGGAGAUACAGGACUCAUACAUAAAGCCCUUUUUGAUCAAACAGGACAUAUGGCUUACCACUCUGCUGCUCAUGAUGGAUUUGGAUAUCUCUAUAUAUCGCAUGGUGUGGGGCCCGGAUAUGAUUAUUUAGACCGAGAAGUAUUAGACAAUGGUAAUUGUAUGGCAGGCCAAUUUACAGGAAUCGAAUUUUGGGUAAAAGUGUUAAAGGAACGCGAUGUUACAAUUAAUUUACCUGGUCUCGAAAAUGCAGCAAAAAUUAUGAAAUUAUAACUGGCAAUUUGCAUGUUGCUAUUUUUAUGUGUCGUUUACAUAACAUCCCCGCAAUAACUUUGGAAAUACGUAUUUCUAUGUCCUGUAAACAUCAGAUCUUGCGUUACUAAAAUGGAGAAUAUUGUUUGGUUACGUUUGAAAACAUAGUGAAGUUCAAUAGUUGUUUGUUUUGGUUACCUAGGACAGAUAUCUAUCUAAUGUAAUCCUUAUCUGAAAUUUGUUGGACCUUUUGAUUCCAAUAUUUUGUCUGUGUGUUCAAAAGAGUUGCGCCGCAGCUUUAUUUCCGACCCGCGCCACAUGUUUUUCCCGAACAAUUUUUUAACCCGCCCCGGAUAAAUAUUUACAUAAACAAUCCAGUGUUUUCCGGGACUUCUUGCCUCGAUUCAAUUACCGAAUCAUCAGUCUUAAAUAUGUGUAUAAACGAAUCAAAAGCACUGCUUUUUUCGCGAUAAUUGUUAGUUUGGUAGCUCAGACUUUUA
Hydractinia symbiolongicarpus is the source of this 1871-nucleotide messenger RNA. RefSeq lists its product as uncharacterized. Bases 1 to 1392 code for a protein of 463 amino acids. The transcript is spliced from 10 exons. The record is from RefSeq and is a predicted model, not a curated record. NCBI's taxonomy places the organism in Eukaryota, Metazoa, Cnidaria, Hydrozoa, Anthoathecata, Hydractiniidae.